AUGGCUACCCUCGUUGAUGACAGCAGUACACCUCCUUCGUAUGCCACAAUAUUCUCAGCAAAUCCCAUUCAAUGCGAUCAAUCAUCUGUAUUUUCCUCUCGUCGCAUGAAGAAGAAAUGUACAGCUGUUCUGUCCCGCAUCCGUGAUAUCGUCUUAGGCCAUGAUCUCACCCCUGAGUGUAUGCUUCCAAAUAUCCUUGUCUGCGCUGCUGCUCUGGGCCCAGGUGCUGAGUUCUUCAAAAUCCUGUUAAAACGCAAUAUCAAGGGCCACACAGCACUGUAUUGGGUGAUUGUGAACAAUCGGCUACAAGUUUUUUGGGCAUUGCACGAGUUCACUUACAGUUAUUAUUCCCCUGUUUGUAAGGACGACUUACGCAAUGCAUGCAUGAUAACCAGCAACCAUGCAAUUUUUAGCCAGCUAGCUCUUGGAAUUCGAAGCGAAGACAUGCGUUUCAGACGCUUUUUAGGUUGCCCAUCAGAUCAGAUUCAGGUACAUACGUGCGAUGAAUCCGCCAACCAGUUCAAUGUUGUUCUGCGAAUCGGGAUGUUCCAAAAACGCCUGCGCGCCACUGCCACUAGUGAUAGAGGUGAUAUACAGUUGAUACACGAAUUUGUUGCGGGGGGACACAUAUGGUGGUUGCACUUCCACAUGCCAGAGUUUGCUGAAGGACUAUGGCGUGUCGACAUUGGUCUUUGUUGGCGUAGCCAUCCAGCCGCAUGUCUUAACGCUGUACUUGUGAUCGAGGCGCACAACCGGAAAUCUGGCAGUGCAACCCCACCUGAAGCACUGAAAAUUCCAUUAUCAUUGGCAGACACAAAAUUUGUGGCCCUUACAUCAGGGAAUGUGUAA
Suillus discolor is the source of this 849-nucleotide messenger RNA. RefSeq lists its product as uncharacterized. The transcript has 3 exons. The record is from RefSeq and is a predicted model, not a curated record. Bases 1 to 849 code for a protein of 282 amino acids. NCBI's taxonomy places the organism in Eukaryota, Fungi, Basidiomycota, Agaricomycetes, Boletales, Suillaceae.